CCGGAAGCGCGGGGGACGGAGCGGGAGACGCGGUCGCGACGGUUGCAGCUCCCUCGGCGGCUCCGGGAUCGGCGCCGCUCGGGUCCCGCCAACCCGGAGCCCCUCGGGAAAGGUUUUGCUGUGGGAUAUUUUGUCAUUAUGAGAUGUCGUCUACCAGUGCUUCAUUUGUGCAAAUUAGAUUUGAUGACUUGCAGUUUUUUGAGAACUGCGGUGGAGGGAGUUUCGGGAGUGUCUACCGAGCCCGAUGGAUUUCUCAGGACAAGGAGGUGGCAGUAAAGAAGCUGCUCAAAAUAGAAAAAGAGGCAGAAAUACUCAGUGUGCUCAGUCACAAAAACAUCAUUCAGUUCUACGGAGCUGUCAUUGAACCUCCAAAUUAUGGCAUAGUUACAGAGUAUGCUUCUGCUGGCUCACUGUUUGACUACAUUAAUAGUAACAAAAGUGAAGAGAUGGAUAUGGAUCAUAUCAUGACCUGGGCAACUGACAUAGCUAAAGGAAUGCACUAUUUACACAUGGAAGCUCCAGUGAAAGUUAUCCACAGGGACCUGAAGUCCAGGAAUGUUGUUAUAGCUGCUGAUGGUGUGUUAAAGAUCUGUGAUUUUGGUGCUUCAAGGUUCCACUCCCAUACGACACACAUGUCAUUAGUGGGCACUUUUCCAUGGAUGGCCCCAGAAGUUAUUCAGAGUCUUCCAGUGUCUGAAACAUGUGACACAUAUUCAUAUGGAGUGGUUCUCUGGGAGAUGCUAACAAGGGAGGUCCCCUUUAAAGGCUUGGAAGGAUUACAAGUAGCUUGGCUUGUAGUGGAAAAAAACGAGAGAUUAACCAUUCCAAGCAGUUGUCCCAGAAGUUUUGCAGAACUGAUGCAGCAAUGUUGGGAUGCUGAUUCAAAGAAAAGGCCAUCUUUCAAGCAGAUCAUUUCAAUCCUGGAAUCUAUGUCAAAUGACAGCAACCUUCCAGACCAGUGUAACUCAUUCCUGCAUAACAAGGCAGAGUGGAGAUGUGAAAUUGAGGCAACCUUAGAGAGACUAAAGAAACUGGAGCGUGAUCUGAGCUUUAAAGAGCAGGAACUAAAGGAACGGGAGCGACGUUUGAAGAUGUGGGAGCAGAAGUUAACUGAACAAUCAAAUACUCCUUUGCUGCCCUCCUUUGAUAUUUGUGCAUGGACUGAAGAUGAUGUGUUUUUCUGGAUGCAACAACUUACUAGAAAAGGCAAUGCUUCUGGUGAAAUGAGUGUCUAUGCUAGCUUGUUUAAGGAACAUCAUAUCACUGGGAAACAAUUGCUUCUUCUAGAAGAAGAGGAUUUAAAGGACAUGGGAAUUGUUUCCAGAGGACACAUCAUCCAUUUAAAGACUGCUAUCGAGAAGUUAACCCAUGACUACCUAAAUCUGUUUCAUUUUCCACCAUUAAUUAAGGAUUCUGCAGGUGGAACUGAAGAAAACAUAGAGAAAGUAGUGAAUCUUGAACUUGUGUUUGGUUAUCACUUGAAGCCAGGAAAUGGUCCAAAGGAUUGUAAAUGGAAAAUGUACAUGGAGAUGGACGGGGAUGAAAUUGCAAUAACCUACAUAAAAGAUGUGACAUUCAACACUAACCUACCUGAUGUAGAGAUUUUAAAGAUGACAAAGCCACCGUUUGUAAUGGAGAAAUGGAUUGUGGGGAUAGAAGAACACCAGUCUGUAGAAUGUGUUGUUACAUAUGAGAGUGAUGUUAGAGCUCCCAAAAGCACCAGGCACAUCCAAGCUAUCUGCUGGAGCAAGGUGAAAGCACAGGACGAGGUUGAGACAGUACAGCUCAUGAUACAGACCUCGGUCCCCAACUCGGAGGGGAAUUCACGGAGCAGAUCUGACUCAGGCAUUGACAGUCAGUGGAUGCAGACACUGCGCAUGCAUCAGAUAGCAAAAGCCGUUUCUCACCAGCACAGCCACCCCCACAGCCCGACCACAGUCACCCACUACCUGCCCUACCUUCACAGCCAAGACUCCUACGCUGCAGCCGUCAGGAGGACACCCGCUCCUGUCAGUCACCAGUUCACAUCCAUCAGCCACUCCAGGAACUCUUCUCCUAUCUCACACAGUUUGAUGAGAAACCUCUCGAAUCUGCAUCUGAACUCAAAAGGCAGCAGUGCCUCCAGCACAGCCUCAGACACCGCUUCGGAGAGGGACAGGUCUGCUGGCAAAGGCAGAAACACCCCACACAGCGGUAACUCCCGCAGCUCCUCGGGCGGGCGGCGCAGUGGGACCAGCUCCCCAGUGCCCCCCCGACACUUGGGAAGACCCAGCAGGACUUCUUUGCCAGUGGCCCCUCCGGCCUCCCAGCACCGCAGGGUUUAAGAGGCUCUGAAUUAUAAGAAGCCAGCUCUGAGACGGCUGCUGGAAUGGAUGAUGAAAAACAGCAGAGAGCUCAUGAAGGCAAAUUCAGAACUGGACAUCCAAAGUGAGUGAGUAUUUGCAUCCAAUGGAGAGAAUGUUUACAAAAUCAAAUACAAACCUUCCUUCCUUCCUUCUUCCCUCCCUCCCUCCCUCCCUCCCUCCCUUUUCCUUCCUUUUUUUUCCUUUUUUUUUUGGUCUUUCCUAUAUACCUAAGGAUGUCUUAAAAAAAAAGAAAAACAGGAGGACAAUGGAGAGCAGACAUUUGCCACUGAGGUCAGCAAUCAUUCUUCUUUAGCUCAGCAAGGUGUCCCAGAGCUGGGUCUGAUCCUGGUGGAUGUUGUCUUCCUAAGUACACAAGUUUCUCCAGCAACACUGGUGUACCUGCCACUACCAUCAGAAGGACUGGCUGUAAGAGGUGAGUGUCCUGGGAACCUGCUCCAUAGAGGGACUGACAGCUAGACCAGCAGCCUGUCGUGGUGCUGCACAGGGAAGGGGCCAAGCAACUGCACUCUCAGGGCACUUGUUCCCUGUGUCUUGCAGGUCAGAGACAUGUGCUGUGAACCAGCUGCCAAUUCAAGUGCCUGUGGAACCCUGCUCCUAAAUGUAGUGGGCAGCACGUGAAUGUGAGACUCCUUGGAGCAAAAACAUUGCCCAGACCUGCGAACACAGGCUGCUUUUGUUCAAAUACAGCCAGGGCACAAGGGGCUGCCCACAUGCAACCUGCUCGAGAGCCAAAGGUCUUUCUGAAAGGGGGAGAGCUGCUCAGAGGGCUUUUGUAGCAGGUCAUCUGCCUGAGUUGGAAGAGCAAAUUCACAGAAGGAUGAUUGUCACAGAGGUGACAGCCCACUGAACUGUCGAGGGGGCCCCAAAAUCAUAAACAACUCCAGGCUGUUCCUCACCCUAACCCCUUGUGACAUGAGCAGACUGUCAAUCCAUCUCAGGGCAGUGGAGCUGCAGAGGUUGCUUUUUGUGGCCUGGGCAGGAAUUUCCCCCAGCUCAGUGUUUGAUUUGGGCAGCACUGUAAUCUCUUUCUCUUCCAACAUUUCUAGUUCUUACUUUGGCCUCAUAUUGAUUUCGACAGACAUACCAAAAUGUAAUGCCUGCACUGCGCUUGUCAGGAAGAUAAAUAGAAGUAAUGAUCAGAGAGGGGAGAUGAGGUGGCCAUCUGACCCCUUUUCACUGGGGAACACAGCUGCCAGGAUUUCAGCCUGUCCAACUGCUGCCAUGGCUCCCUGUACCUCUGUGCUGGGGGAAAUCUGGUCAUACUGCCUGGGUGGGAUGGGAUGACUGUGGGACCUGCUUAUCCUCCGCUGAUGUUGCUGAGACCUGCCUUCAGCAGGGGGAAUGCCAGCAGGCCCUCUGUCUCCCCAUCUACACCUAGAUCUCAGUGAUGCCGUGCCAGUGGACAAAACAUUGCUAUGCUCCCAGGAAUGGUGGGUCUCAGGGCUAGGUUUCACAGGCGGUGUUGCUGCUGGUUGGUUUAUUUCCAUGAAAUGCUAGAGAAAGUAAAUCCAGUUCCUGUUCAGCUGGGAGGGGAGAGUGCCCCUUUGUGCCUCCCCCCAGUGCUGCCAUGGCUGAGCUAAUUCCCCAUGAGAACUUGCUUUCUUGCUGGCAUCAGUGUGAAAUGUGGAUGGGUGUUUUUGGACAUUGUUUACUUUUUAAAGAAAGUAUUUGCUACUGCAGUUUUGCUCUAUCUUACCUGCUCCCACUGAUUAUUUUCUAGCAGUUGGCCUUGUCUGACAGCAUGCUGACCACAAUCUGUCAACUUGCUGAGCUGAUUUAAGGAGCAGAGGUUGCUUAAACUCUCUGUCCUUCCUCACUCAGAGCAAAAGCCCCCAGGCAGGGCACCCCUCACCUCUGUCCUCCUCUCUAGCUCAGCCCAUGCUGCUGAGGAUCAAACUCCAUGUAUUUCAAGACUUCCUAUAACUUGCAAGCUUGCUGCCAAGAACACUGGACUGUGCAUCAACUAUAUGCAAUUGAUUUUUUUGAUUGUGCUAUAGAAUGCACUUUGACAUAACAAUAAUAAUUAUAAUUAUUACUUUAAGCUGGGAAAGAUGGGCAGUGGCUUAUGUAACUGUGGAAAAACCCCAAACUAAGAGACCCCCUGACAUCUAAUGUCACUAAAAUGGAACCAAAUAGCUGUGCUACCUCUGAAAAUUACAUCUGACAGAAUUAUUUUCUGUAUGUGUCCACCAUAGAAGGGUUUUUACACAAUAUUCUUAUCUAAUGAAUUGCCAAAGCGUAGCAGUUCGAGCUAGUUAGUUGCAAGAAGUUAGAGGUUAGAGAGGAGAAGUCUAUUACAGCAAUAACACUAAUAAGGGUCUGCCAAGAUCACACUUGAGUACAUGUAAAUACAGGGCAUUUGAGAUUAACAUCUCAGAGGACAGAGGAAUGGUGCUAAGAGGCAGUGACCGAUUGGGAAAAAGGGGAGCUGGGGCUAGAGGGUGCAGCCUUUCCCUGCAGCUCCCAUUCCAGCACCACUACGCUCCCCCCAGCCCGCAGCAGCCGCAGCCCACUGCUCCUGCCUCUGCCACCCCCUGCCCGAGGGUCGGAGCCUCUUCCAUGAAAUUUCAUGAGGCGGUUUGGCAGGUUCUGACGGGCGGCAGGCGUGAGCCCUGUGCUAUGUGGAAUGAAGUGGCUUAAUAUAUCUGGGCCUCAACAUAUACACUUGGCAAGCAAGGUGAGGGCUUCCUGCAGCAGAGAGGGCAUUUCCCUCAUGCUAUGAAAAAAUCCAAGGGCCUGAAAACUUGAGAUGUGCCCUGGGGACUCUGUGGCAGGUAGUAGCAAGCCUUGAGGGAGGCUUUCUACCUGCCCCUCCCACUUUGUUCCUUCUGAGAGAGCUGCCAGGAGAGAGAUCCCUGGGGAGAAGGUCGUGCCACCGCUUGUCCCCCCACUCCCACCCUCUCCCAGCAACCACAUUUUGUUGAGGGCUGGUGGAGGCGAUGCAAAUCAACAUUUCCAAAGCGUCAGUGGCAAAGCUUGUAUAACAGGGAAAAAAACUAGACUACAGUAAGUAUUUUUGAUUAUUUUCUGGUAGCCUUCUGUUUCCCACAGCUGUACAUUUGCAGAAUAUGUUGUGAUUUCUUUAUGAUGUUACUAAAUGUAAUUUGUGUUUUCAAAGGGAAUUAUAAAUCAAAAACAGUGAAAGGGCUGGAAUCCUGAGCUUUUAAAAGUGGCUACUGCAUAUCAACAACAGCUACUUUUGAUCAAAAUUUUUUGCUAUGCGUUUUGUGGAAUGGCUACAGGAUACUCAAAUGAGCAUUGUAAUUGAACUCCCACAAUGUGCAUCAUAAUUCUCUGGGCUCCAAAUGAUCUGCUACGACUUAUACUUGGAAUAAUCAUUAAGGUUUCUAUUGAAACUGACCACAUUUCAUCCAUUCUCUUAGUGCACUGAGGAAUAUAGUAUCAAUCACACUUUUUCUCUCACUGAACUGUAUUUUUCCUCUAGUUUUCCUUCUCUUACUUUUUUUCAUUUUUAUGGUCUUGCCAGUGUCAAAGAAACACAGUAUCGAAUAGUAUCAGACAUGACCACCUUCAAUUGAACAUGCAGGAUGCAUUUGCACUCAGCCUUUACUAAUAAGGAAGUUACAGCAAAGCACAAGGAGAUAAAAAUCUGACAAAUUAAAAGAAGAAAAUCUAUUUCUCCUUGGAGAGACAAAAAAAGGAAAAAUAUAUUAAUUGCAUUGGGGAGGUAUUUUGUGGAGCUGGUACAGUUGGUCUUACUAUAAACUGAUUCCUUUACUAUAUAAACUGAUUGUACACUAUAAAUAUUUAAAUUUAUAUUUAUUUUACAAAAUCUGAUUCUACCUAUCAGAGCACAGUAUCAAAGUAUUUACGUUAAAAAGGUACUCCAUAAAAAUUCACGUCCAGCAAACAUGUAGACAUCUAACUAUAAUUAAAUCUUCAAAAGUGGCCAUCCUCCUGCUUCUGUAUAAGAACAAGUGUGUCCUUUCUGGGUUGCAAUCAAUAGCAGGUUACCUGAUUAUACACCUUAUUAUGUCUUGUAUAGUAGUGUGAGCCACUGGAGGGUGACGUGAACAAAUAGAUAUGCCUGAUCAGAUCUUUUCAAGAAACACACCUUACAGGAGAGAGAAAAACAAUUAGUGUGUGUUAUAGGUUACCGAUUUACAAUUUACAUCAUACAUCAAUGUCUGAUUAUUUUAAUGCAAAAUGUUUUUAGCUUCAUUUUAUUGCACUAAUGGUUUCAAUAACACACUAUAAUUUGCUCAGAUAGAGCAAUUGAAGAGGUGAUUGGACAGCUCUUACAGAAAUUUUUAAUUACUGUCAUUAGUGGCUGCAAUCUUAUUCUUUUCUAUGGAGCUAAGAUACAGGUUAUUGCAUUGUGCCACAAGUGCUCUGCGGCCAUGAGAAUCCAAACUCUCUCUUUCCUCUGAAAUGCUUCUUCUAUAAAUAUGUGUCUGUGCAAGUCUCAUCACAAUAAUUACUAGCAUCACACAAACAUUAACUAAUGUACCCAGAGCUCUUUUAGGCAGGUGUGGUGGUACAUCCCCACCCUUGGGCCGUGCUAUGAUCUCUGAAAUACUCAUUAGGCCUCAGCCUUGACAAACAGCACCUGGGCUUAGCUUCUGUUGAGCUUGUCAGAAACCGUGUCUGCUCCCAGGAGCUUAUGCUAUCUAGUGAGCUCCUAGUUUUUAAAGAACAGACUUGAAAAGUGACUUUUCUUGCCUGAAUAACAACCCAACUGAAAUAAUAUUUUUGUUGUCAGACUUGCAAAGAAAAGUACUGACCCAAAUUGAGGCCAGGAUGAAAAAUUACUAUGAUUAAAGCCAACUGUCUUGCAACCCUAUAAACAGCAGUCCUAAGUGAGACUCUUUGAGCCCUCCUGGACCACAGUGGGCUGUGACCAGCAUGUCCCUCUGAGUGAGAUGCCUCUCAGAGCCAGAGUACUCCCAAGUUUGCUGUACUUGGAGGACCACCACCGAACACCAACGAUGGAGCCUGGGCUGAUACCCCCACUCCUCAAGGCUCAACCUAUUGAGAAGAUGCACAGGCAUCUGACAUGAGUACUUCACUAAAUUCGAGGGGAAUUUCUCAAGUGUAUGUACAAACCUUGUACAUACAUUUAGGUCUGUGUGUGUGAGUGUGAAUAUGCUAUAGCAAAUGUCGUAUGAAUGUUGCUCUCCUAGAUUCUUAAGUAUUUUAGAUUCAUAAGGAAGUUAGGCCUAUAAUUGAGUUGCUGUUGUGCUAUAGAAAAUUCUAUAAGAAUCUUUUGUCAAAUUGUGUACAUUAAGCUAUCAAUUAAGUGCUGUUAAGUUUAAGUGCUUUUAAAAACUUUUAGGCCUAAACCAUUGUUCAAGUCUGGGGCUAAGUUUGUCAAGGAGGUCAAACUACUCUGAACCUUGUGACUCAACGGGAAUGUCUCCCUUAUUCCUUUUUAUCCUUAGCCUUUCUCAUCCUUACUCUUUUUCCAUGUAGAUAAUUUUUGGUUGAUUUUAGUUUUAGAUUGAUUGAUGUUAGAUUUCAGUACAAUUUUUCUCUGUGUGCUUUAACCAUCAAGUAAGUAGAAGAUUGCCAAUGAACUUUGUUAUGCUUUCACUUUUGUAUUAAACCUGCUUUUGCCGAUA
This is a messenger RNA of Pseudopipra pipra, 7948 nucleotides long. RefSeq names its product mitogen-activated protein kinase kinase kinase 20 (gene MAP3K20). The transcript has 21 exons. The coding region runs from base 144 to 2324 and encodes 726 amino acids. Gene Ontology annotation, molecular function: ATP binding; protein kinase activity; protein binding. Gene Ontology annotation, cellular component: cytoplasm. Gene Ontology annotation, biological process: protein phosphorylation; signal transduction. The record is from RefSeq and is a predicted model, not a curated record. NCBI's taxonomy places the organism in Eukaryota, Metazoa, Chordata, Aves, Passeriformes, Pipridae.